Messenger RNA from Adineta ricciae, 365 nucleotides. The record is from the annotation of a GenBank genome assembly. NCBI's taxonomy places the organism in Eukaryota, Metazoa, Rotifera, Eurotatoria, Adinetida, Adinetidae.
UACAUCAAUUAAAUCAACCUCAAUUGCCUGAAUCGCCUUACACGAAAUAUCAACAAGAAAUGAUGCGUUCAUCUCAUGCCGCGUAUUUCAAAUGGACAGCAUUAAGUUCCGCAGCAGCAACGACCUCUGCUGUUCACAUGCCACAUCAUCACCAUCAUCCAACGGCAGCCGCUGCUGUUGCUUCAACAGCGUACACAAACUGUUGGAAUUACUCCAAUCCAUACGAUUAUACAGCUAAUUUUCCCACACCAAAUCCAUAUCUUCCUCCUUCGUAUUGGGUUAGUCCACCAGCAAGCACAACAUCGACGGGUACCGGAGGAGCAAGCACAGCAUCGACAACUCUUUCACCUUCAUUACCUUAUUGA